This is a messenger RNA of Hipposideros armiger (great roundleaf bat), 6785 nucleotides long. RefSeq names its product ferric chelate reductase 1 like (gene FRRS1L). The record is from RefSeq and is a predicted model, not a curated record. NCBI's taxonomy places the organism in Eukaryota, Metazoa, Chordata, Mammalia, Chiroptera, Hipposideridae. Gene Ontology annotation, biological process: regulation of postsynaptic membrane neurotransmitter receptor levels; regulation of glutamate receptor signaling pathway.
CGGGCCCCAGCGAGGAUGCGCAGAUCAAGGCCAGGAGGCGGCGGCGCCCGCGGCUCCGCGACUGCGCGGGCUGCGAGCUGGGGGCUGGCGGCGGCGGCGGCGGCGGCGAAGUCCCGCUCCUUGCCCGCUGCGGCCGGAGCGGCCUGGCUGCGGGAUCUGUGCGCAGCGAUGGCGCGGCCGCCGGGGCAGAGCCUGGGGGCCUGGGCGCCGUUGCUCUUGCUGCUGCUGGCCGGGCCCGCCGCCUGCAUCGCCAGCCCGGCGGACGACGGCGCGGGCCCGGGGGGCCGAGGACCCCGGGGCCGCGCGCGGGGCAACACAGGCACGGACGAGGCGGUGCCGCGCCACGACUCCUCCUACGGCACCUUCGCCGGGGAGUUCUACGACCUGCGCUACCUGUCCGAGGAGGGUUACCCUUUCCCUACUGCUCCUCCUGUGGAUCCAUUUGCCAAAAUCAAAGUGGAUGACUGUGGACAAACUAAGGGAUGCUUUAGAUAUGGCAAACCGGGCUGUAAUGCAGAGACCUGUGACUAUUUCCUUAGCUACAGGAUAAUAGGGGCUGAUGUGGAAUUUGAGCUGAGUGCAGACACAGAUGGCUGGGUAGCAGUUGGAUUCUCUUCAGACAAGAAAAUGGGUGGUGACGAUGUCAUGGCCUGCGUCCAUGAUGAUAAUGGCAGGGUCCGCAUACAGCAUUUCUAUAAUGUAGGCCAGUGGGCAAAGGAGAUUCAGAGAAAUCCUGCCAGAGAUGAAGAAGGCGUUUUUGAGAACAAUCGAGUCACCUGCAGAUUUAAACGCCCUGUGAACGUUCCCAGAGAGGAAACAAUUGUCGAUCUACAUUUGAGUUGGUAUUAUCUGUUUGCUUGGGGUCCAGCCAUUCAGGGCUCUAUCACCCGACAUGAUAUAGACUCACCACCAACUUCAGAGCGUGUUGUCAGCAUUUACAAGUACGAAGACAUUUUUAUGCCAUCAGCUGCCUAUCAGACCUUCUCCUCUCCAUUUUGUUUGCUUCUCAUUGUUGCCCUGACCUUCUACUUGUUGAUGGGAACCCCUUAAUCACAGCUGCAAAGCCAACAGAUUAAAUGGAUUAGAAAAUCUUUAGUAUAAAUAUAUUUUUAAAGAAUAUUCAGUAUAAUUUUAGCUUCUAUUAUUUAAAAAAAGACUCCUAUGAUUUCAGCUUUUUUGGAAGAAAAAGCAAGCUUCUUUUCUAAUCAAAGAGGAUUGUGUAAUAAUGAUCCCAUACUUUUGGAAAGUACUUAAAAUUUUUCUAAGCACUUUCGAGUAAGUUUUCUUAUUUGAGCUUCACAACAUCUCUGAGUUGGCUUGAUGAAAAUUACUAUUGCCAUCUUACUGAAUGGGAUUUGAGACCCAAGAGGGCUGCCUUUUUGUGACCCACAUGCCCUGUCUCCUUGGCCACUUGGUCAGAUAACACAUAGCAAGGCAGAGAAAGAGCCAGACAUAGAAAUCAUGUCUUUAAACAACCUUUACUCUUCCAACUAUAACUCAGGAGACUUACAUAGAGUAUUAUUACUAAAGCGAACUUCACUGGAUGGCCCUAGUUCACAGACAGCCUUUUGGGCAGAACUUUCAAAUUUCCAUAAAGCUUAAGUGCUUUUGGAUAAUUAACACAGCUGAUGGGGAGAGUGGGGGAGAUUACAAUGAGAUGAAAAUGAUUCGUAUUUAUUUUAAAUUUCCUCUGAUCUAGUGAGUAGGUACGAGAAAACAUUUUUUAUUGCUGUUGGAAAGGUCAGAAACAGAGCUGAGUGUUCCUGAAGAUUUAAAAUUAUGUUAAUGAUAAAAAUAUUGGCACUCUUAGCAAUUAAAAUUUGGACUCUUAUACCACUCUACUUUAUAAAUUAAGGUAUUCACCUGUGGUUACAGCUAAUUCUGUUGUCAGAAUCAGCAUACACUGAGUAUGAUUAAAUAUAUAAUAGACUAAUCAUCUUAAUAAAAAUUUAAGGCAUUUUGGUAAUAAAUCAACAUUUUUGGAGAUUGUAGAGAUUUGGAGUAGAAACUUUUUAAAGAUGAGAUUUUUUAAAUUAGAAAAUGGGAAAUGACCCAUAAAGUGAAUUCACCAUUAUCCAUUGAGACUUGUUCAGACUUGUAAAUUGGAUUUGCAGUCAGCAUAAUUUAUAAUAAUGCUUUGACUUAAUGCAUUUCCGUUUUUCCAAAGGAAUCCAAAGGUUCUUUUGUGUCCAAAUGUCUGUGUUAACAGCCAUUUAGAGGAAAAGAAUCAAUAGAUAUGGUUUUGCUGCUGAGGCAUUUCCACUGAGGAGCUCUGGAGUCCUCUGGCUUCCGGGAGUGGGGGGUGGGGGGGGGCAUUGCUUUAAAGCUGGCUCCAACUUGGUGGUCUGUUUUGAUUAAACAAUACUGGAGACUGUGAUUUCUAAUGCCAUCUUUGGAAUUCAUGUCAGAGGUGAAAAUCCACCUGUAGGGAGAUUUCAGAUUCUUUUGGAACUGAACAAAAGAAAGGAAAAUAUUGAAAUUCUGUGAUGUUGCACAGAUCACCAAGUACAUCAGAGGGACGUAGGAGCUCAUUGGAGAUGGAGAGAGGUUACAUGACAUCAAGUGAGCAAUGGAACUGGGUGGGGUUCAGACUCAAGACACCUGGUUCAAGUCCCUGGUUCCACUUGACUUCCAUUGCUUCAUCACUAAGCCCUCUGAUCCCGGCUGAGGAUGGCCUGUGAAUCGCCUUCUAAGCUAUAGUGGUUGUUUAGUAGUGAAGAUACUAAGUCUGCAGGCACCCACAUUGUAAAUAAGAGAGCAAAUAUUUUUUAUAUUUCAUUCUUUUAUGUGUAUAAUAAUAGUUCCGCUAUAAAUAGGUUAAAACUAAAGAGACUUCAGCUAGUCUCUCUAGCUGGCAGGGAAGGAAUAAAUUAAUGGAUUUUUCUUCUGCUUACAUCUCAAGUCAAGCUAAUUAUUUCACGAAUUGUUUCUGCUUUGAUGACCAGUUUGACCAGUUUUGCACAUUUGUGCUUAGAACGUUCAGUGAUUUCUCAUUGCCAUUAGUGUAAAAUGCAAACCACUUUGAUGACCUCCAAUAUCUAUCAUCUUUUGUCAGCACUCCUCACUUGCUAUGACCUAGCAAGACUGAACUGCCCUCAGUUCUUCAGACCUGCUUUCUCAGCUCUCAUGUGCCCUAUGCCCAAACAUCCUCCACUUCCUGUGCUCACUAAACUCCUGCUCAUCUUUCAGGUCUCAGUUUAAGUAUUCCUUCCUCCAAUCCACUGGAUUAGGUAGGUUUAGGUCCCUGCCAAAUGCUCCCAUAGCAUACUGGGCUUCCCCAUAUGGGCUUCCCCAUCACACUUUACUAUAAUUGCUGGCUCGCCCUCCCUGCUAAUUCCCUAGCAGGGACCAUUUCUUGUAACUCGACAUUGUAACAGACACUACUGCGUGGUAGGUACUCAGUAAUCACUUGUUGAACGAAUAAAGAAAACUGUACUUCUAUGGCAAGUUUGUAUGGUUCGGAAGACUUGUAUUUCAUACGCAUUGUCAGACUGGACGUUUUUGUAUUUUUCCACCUGUGAUCAAACCAUAAGCCAUCCUUUUAGCAAACACUGAAUUUUGUCUUUGGAAACAUAAACAGAAAGGUCAUUAGUAACAGUGCUGUUUUGCCUGCAAGACACAGUUGACGUUUUUAACAAUAAUCAUUGUUCAAAAAUAAGAAUUCACAGACCAAGGAUGCAGGACAGCAUUUAACCAUCAUCUCAGAGAAUCAUGAAUUUAUCAUUAAAACUAUGAAGUAAAAACUCUGUGGACCCCAAUUUCAUUAAUUUUUACCUAAUAUAAGAGAAUCAACUGCUAUUUUAUCUCUGUAUUCCAUUUUCUAGCAUAGUACUUGUUACCGGGGAGAGACAUUACCGGUGUGUUUUUGUAAAAUACCUGAGUAGAAUACUAAUGCUAGCUAUACGUAUCUAGUGCUGUUCUAAGCACUCUACAUGGAUUAACUCAUUUAAUCCUCACAACCACCAUAGGAAGUCAAUUCUAUUAUUAAUCCUAUUUUACAGCUGAAAAAACUGAGGCUAGUCAUUUGGCAUAAAUUACCAGUGCUGGCAAGGACCUUAGAGACUCUUUAAUCCAAUGCACUAACUUUAUAAAGGGCCUAGGGAGGAGAUAUGAUAUCCUACACAUUCAUACCUUAAUGCACAUCCAUUAAGCCUUUUAUUUAAUGGAACCCAUUAUCCACACUCAAAUUAGCCAGGUGUUUGUUUGUUUUUUCCCCCUUUACAAUGAAAAGGACUUUUUAUAAUUCUAGUUGGGGAGAAAGGUAUAUUUUACUUUCUAUCAGCUUUUUCUCUUCUUACAUUUUGUUUCUUUAUUUUACCAGUCAUUUUAAUGCUUUUAAUAGUUUUUUUAAAAUAAUACACAGAUUGAACAAGACUAGAAUGUAUUUGUCUUGGUUAAUUUUUAAAAGUGGCUUGCCUAAAACCCAGGUGUUCUAACAUGGAGUCCAAUGCCCUUUCAUUGCUCCCCUUUGGUUUCAAAGAUGACUUGGUCAACAUGAUUUGAGAUAAAGUGCAGGAGCCAUAUUUAAUUAUCUGAAGUUGGCUUUUGUCAUUAGGAAAACCAGAAAGUUUGGACAACUCAGAGAUGGAUUUCCAUCCCGGAUGGUUUUUACUACUAUUUCUGUAAUUAAGUUUACUAUCUAUAUACAGGAUUUUGUGCUUAAAAGAUAUUGCUCCUGAGGUGGUGUGUCAUUCUUAGUUCUAGCCUAGGGGUCAGCAAAUUUUUUUCUGUAAAGAGACAGAUGGUAAAUAUUUGAGGCUUUGUGGUCUGUGUGUCAGCUGUUCAACUCUGUUGUAGACAAUACAUAAACCAAUGAGCAUGGCUGUGUUCCAAUAAAACUUAAUGGACACUGAAAUUUGAAUUUCAUCUAAUUUUUACAUGUCACAAAUAGUCUUCUUUAGAUUAAGAACAAUCAUUUAAAAAUGUAAAAACCAUUUUUAGCUUGCAGGCCACACAAAAGAGGCAGCAGGUUGGGUUGGGUUUAUGGACCGUGGUUUUUUCACACUUGCUCUCAGCUAAGAGACACACCUAUUUGUCAGGAUCAGUUGUAAAGUACACUGCCAGUAAUGUCUUACUGGUUAAUUGUAAAUAAGUUGAAGUUAGUACUUUGUUCAUAAAAUAAAAUAAAUGAUAGCUGACUUAUUUUUAUCUCGAUAAUGGCAUUUCCACGCACUUGCACUCUAACAUAUUUUCCAGAAUUGAUGCGAAAGAGGUGGCAGUUAAUUCAGAGCUGGGCCAGCAGUUUUGUUUUACCUAAACUGUGGCAGUCGUGACUGACUUUUACUGUUGAAUUGCCCUUCAUGGUGGGGAUUACAGUGUUUCUGAGUAAUCCAUUUCCCUGCAGACAUUUCUUAUUAAAGUUGGAUCAAAAUCUGCUACACCCACAGGAAUGUUUUACACAUGUGACAAUGGCAUCUAUCUUGUGUAUCAUAAUGGAAAAAUGCUGGAGAACCACUGUAAUUGGCCAAAUGCUGAGAUGUGUAUACCUUGUUGUAUAUAAUUGCAUUGUAUGUCUUUGUUCUCUAAACAGAAUGGUUUAUGUUUAGUGAACAGUUUGAGUAUUCUCGGUGUUUGUAUAUAUAUAUUUGUAUAUACACAAUAAGCCUAUAUAUACAUACUAUGACCAUUUGAAGGUCUUUGCCAAGAUUGUUUUUGUUGCUGAUUUCUGGAAUACUUUAAAACCCAAGAGAUAAAACAUUGUGUGUAUUACAGGCAAAGCUACCCUUGAGUUUAUAGCCAUUUCAUUUGUAGAAAGGAUUCCUGGAUCCUGUAUUAAGCCUUGCCGUCUCCAUUCAGCAUUACAUGAAUCGUUUAGAAUGUAUAAAGUAUCAUGGUUGAGUUUUGGACUUUUCUAUACUGCUAGUUAAGAAACCGAGACUAGUAUUAACUGAGUAUAUGGCAUGUUGAUGCAAUUCAUACCCGUUUGUAUUUAAUUAGACUUUUUAUUUAGUUAUUCAAUUAUUUAGUUUCAGGUUGGACUUCUUGGUUUUUAGAUUUAAUAGAAUGGCUUGAGUUCCUGUUCAUGAAAAAUGGGGGCUAUGCUAAAGGCGAUUUUAAAUAGGACUGAAAACUUAAGUGAAUCAUCUAUUUCUGUGGGAUUUUUCACUUAAAAUGGUAUACUGAUAUUUAACUAAUGUUUUCAGUGUUUCCCCCUGGAUAUUUGCUGUUGGGCAAAUUCUCCUGGAGAGUAGAGAGUGAUUCUCUUGGGUUUCGGGGUGCUGCAGGGGUUGUGGCAUUCACCCAGGUCACUCGAGCAGUCACCAUUUCAUCCCAUAGAAUGUCCUGGCCCCCUGGAAGAGUAAAUGCAGCUUCUCCACAUGCCUUAUUCCCACAGAUGCGCUGAGAUGCUGGAUCAACCUGGCUCCAGGAGUAUUAAUAUCCUUUUUUGAGACUGUCUAUAAAAUACUAUUUUGUAAAAACUAUGCCUUUAAAUAGACAUUGAUGGGUUAUAUUUGUUUUAUAAUAAUUGUGUACUUGAUGUUCAAUUGUGAUUGAUUUUGAGAUUUAUGUAUAUUUAUAAGCCUAUCCCCUGUGAAUUUUUACUCUAACAUGUGUGGUUACCUUACUAAUAAACACAUGGAUUUCUAUUUACGUAAAGUCAUUGUAGCAAUAUUCCUAGAUGCUCUCUAAAUGAUUGUUCUACCCAUUUGCCAUCACCGCUACUUUUAUCCUUAGAGGAUUAUGUUACAGUUAGAAUAUAUUAACUAGGACUUUAAGAUAGAAAUUCUCAACAUGGUUUGGAAUUCUUCCUGUUGAUGUAAUUAAAGUUAGUUUAUAAUUCCUUA